Molecule: messenger RNA, 645 nt
Organism: Symbiodinium sp. CCMP2456
Lineage: Eukaryota; Dinophyceae; Suessiales; Symbiodiniaceae
Source: the annotation of a GenBank genome assembly
AUGACCUGGUCCCCUAUAUUACCAGGUGCGACCAUUCUGUAUCCAGAUCUGCUGGCUUUUGGUAGCCGUGGCUACUUCCGAGAGGAGAAUGUGCCGCUGAGCAAGCUUCGCCACCACGAAGGGCCAGUGAAGGUGGUCGAGAGAAAGCUGAUCCAGGCGCUUCGAGAAGAACGACGGGACAUGCGGGAGAAGAAGACUGCCAUUGGCGAAGAUGCUGAAAGGCAGCUACAGCUGCAGCUGCCAGGGAUGAAACGCAAGCGCUCUCCGGAACCGGAGGCGCUGUGCGACGGUCCAGCGAGGGAGUGCAACCUGUCUCCUGCAACGCCGAUGCAGGACCAGCCCGAGGAGCACAUCACGACUCCCGAGAAAAAGGCCCACACGACGCCGCGGAUCACACCGGAGAAGACUGCCAGACCGACCGAGGCGGAUCACGCAAGUCCACUGACAGCGGAGACCACGGCCGUCGUUGUCCGAGCCAUCUCGAAAGCCUUCCAAAGCGCAGGCACCCAGGUCCUGACACUCCCAGCCAUCGACAAGAUCGUCAAGGACCAGGGGCUCGGAUCAUCCACGCAGGAGAUUUUAGAAAAGCUCGAAAGCCAGAACAAAGUGAUGGUUACGGAUGAUCUUUGCUUCUGCAUCGCCUGA